AGGCGGGCAGUGUGCAGGUGCUAGGUGAAGAAGAGCCGGAGUGGGAAUCUAGAGGACGAGAAGACGGCGGAGAAGGUGGGGGCGGACCGCACGGAGAACACAUCGUGAUGAAGAAUUAGAAUUGAGCGGCCAGAGAGGACGUGUGACCGAGGCUCGCAGUGUACCGGAGGGGGGGCUCUCUCAGGGAGAUGUCUGCACUGAGCGGCACCGAGCCCACAGCCGGGGGAAGGGUCUUCUUCCAGACCCCACUGGCACCCCACCAAUCCCGGGACGGCUCCCCGCCGCCGGUGGUGUCUCAGCACAAGCAGCAGCAGCAGAAGAGACAGCAGCAGGGCAAAGUGACUGUGAAAUACGACAGGAAGGAGCUGAGGAAGAGGCUGGUGCUGGAGGAAUGGAUUGUGGAGCAGCUCAGUGAGCUCUAUGGAUGCCAGGAAGAAGAAAUGCCGGACGUAGAAAUAGACAUAGAUGAUCUUCUCGAUGCAUCCAGUGAAGAAGAACGAGUUGUCAAACUACGGGAAUCAUUAGUAGGAUGCUACAAACCAACAGAGGAAUUUAUUAGUCAGCUUUUGUCUCGAAUAAAAGGCAUGAGGAAGCUGAAUCCCCCUCAGAAGAAGGAUAUAUGAACCCGCCAUGAUCUUCCCAGCUUGAAGUGAUUCAGCAACAGCAUCUAUCUACGGGACUCAAAAGUUCUAACAAAAAUCUACAUAUUGCUGUUUCAUGGAGGGUGGGGUGGUAUAUGGCUGUAGCUCUAAACAUAAUACUCAAUUUGUUAUUGUGGUAGUUAAAUAAAGUUUUUUUUAUUGUUUUUUUUAAGUUAUUUGGGGCUAAGCUUUAGGUCAUAGAGGUAAAUAAAUGCCAUAAAAUGUAAGCACUAAGAAAGGUGUGUCAUUAAUAAGUUGUUAGGCCAGUAGGCACAUCUACCAAUGUGCUGUUAAAUAAACAGGAAUAUAUUCAGAACCUCAAUUUGAAGCAAUGGGUUAUGAUAUCAAUACCCAAUGUUGCUCCAUUUUAAUAGGUUUUUGCACAUAGUUUAGAACUUGAACAAGACUUUCUGUAUAUAAUGCCUUUCUUCUACCAAUGGCCAUCUUUGGAAAGAUUGCACAACAAAAAAUAUAUUAUGCACUAUUGCAGAAGUCAAUCAAAUACACUUUGGACACUAUAAUAUAUACCUUAAUUGACCUUUGAAGUUGUUAUUAUUUUAAUUCUAUGCAGGCAUGUCCCACCAAGGUAAACCAAUAAGGAAAAAUAUGAACAAUCCUUUUAAAGCAUCAUGUUUGUAAUAAUGUUGCAUAGGGGCUUAGUGUGAUUAUCGUGUUUUCAUAUGGCCAUUUGGAUGCACUGGUAAAGUGUUUUCUAAAUUGUGCAACUAAUUUCCCAUACAUUCUAUCAGGUGUUAAUUUAAAAAAAUAUUUAGAAAGUACCCCAUUCAUUAUUUUACCUGCGUGCCUAAGAAAAUAUAACAAGUACACAUUCUGUGUGCAUAAAGACCAGCUUGAAAAUUACUGAUCUAAUAUUUUAUAAGCCUCCCCGGAGCAGGUGACAAAAAAGAUUAAAGCACUCUGAGUAUACUACCACUCAGUACGUCCUACUGAUUUUUAUUUAUGUAGUUUACGAGGCUAGUCCACCCAAAAUCAAUGUUUUAGGUUUUGAUCAGUACUGUAGAGACAUACUAUCCAACAUCCACUUAUUUCUCUUGGGGACUUCACCGGUGAGAUCUGUGUGCUUUAGUUACAAAAUCUGCAUACCUGUCAUAGUCUUCAUAAAGUCUUCUUACUCUCCUGCUCCUCUUGGAUAACUAACAUAAUUUUAUUACCGAAAAAUGUGAUCAGAUAAGCGAAACUCCCCAUUAAGGUGGAUAGAAACUCCAAAGUUCUAAGAUGGAGCGAGGAACUAGGAUUUCUUUGCAACAGGCGACUUUAAAAAUAAAACCUUACUUUUGGGUGGUCUGGCCAUUUAAUACUUAAACUGCAUUGUCUGUCACAUUUUUAUUUUUCUGUGGUUAAAAAUAUCAUCAUAAAAAUAUUUUUGUGUGCCAAAGGGAUGCUUUUUAUUUUCAAUCUUUUGCAGUCGCAAAAAAAAAAAAAUGACCAGCACUUUAGCAACCUUCUCUAAAAUGAUGAUAAAGAAGGUAUAAUAAAAAUGUAAGUAUUUGUUUAAUGCCAUCAGUCCCAAUAUAGUCUUUGAGUUGGUGAUGAUUCCUAUAACAGUGUAAAAACUCUGCAAUUAAAAUUAGCUUGUCAAGUUAAAAUAACGCUUUUAUGGUUCUGCCAAAGUAAGAAUGAAAUGAUUUUUAUAGCAAUAUUUGUAAGGUUGACCCAUAGUGAAACUUUUUUCUUUGUGUGAGUGUGUGAAUUGGUAGUAGUUUGAUUUUUCAUAUAGGAAUAUCGCACAGCAGCCAAUGGCUAUUAAGAAUUCUGUGUAAAUGGUGCUCUUCUUUUCAACAGAAUACAUUAGAAUUUUCAAUUUUACUGGCAAGCUCUUUUUUUGUUUUAUUUUUAUUUUAUAUUGUUAACUGAUUUUAUUUACAAGAUAUUUGCUGAAAUAAAAACUUGAGAAGGUGGUUUUA
Molecule: messenger RNA, 2566 nt
Organism: Rana temporaria (common frog)
Lineage: Eukaryota; Metazoa; Chordata; Amphibia; Anura; Ranidae
Gene: PPP1R14C
Product: protein phosphatase 1 regulatory inhibitor subunit 14C
Exons: 4
Coding region: 189-623 (144 amino acids)
Biological process (GO): regulation of phosphorylation
Cellular component (GO): cytoplasm
Molecular function (GO): protein serine/threonine phosphatase inhibitor activity
Source: RefSeq, a predicted model, not a curated record